UGUGACAGUUCAUAGACAUUUAAGACAUGCUUUUUGGACGAAUUGUCAUUUAAAUAACAAGCGCAAAAUUUCUCAGCUUUUAAACUUGUUGACUCUUUCGGAGUGAGAAUUAUUUACUUCAUUUGAUGUGAAGAAGGAAAUUGUAACGGUUUAGUUCCUGUGUCUAUCUAUCUAAACUUGCUAUAGAAAUAUUAAUUAAACGAUGAUUUUAAAAAUCAUUUUUGCGUGUGCAAUUUUUCAACAAGCGUAUAGUCAUGGCUGGAUGAGGGAUCCAGUCAGCCGCUCAAGCGCUUGGAGAAUCGGAUUUCCGACUCCAAAGAAUUAUAAUGACAUGGGGCUUUAUUGCGGUGGAUUUAAUACCAGGAUGGGGUAUGGUGACAAAUGUGGAAUAUGUGGCGACCCCUGGGUGAGUGAAAACGCCAUACGUGAUAACGAGGCUGGUGGGAAGUAUGCUACAGGCACUAUCGUCUACACAUACAAUAUGGGGGUUGAAUUUAAUAUUACGAUUAUCCUUACUGCAAACCAUUUCGGAUGGAUGGAAUUCAGGAUUUGCCCAAACAAUGACGUCAAGAAACGCGUCACUAAGGAAUGUCUUGACCAGCAUGUGCUUCAAAGGGCAGACGGCACUGGACCCAAGACAAUGAUCAAUGACAGACGCACUGGCCAAUGGAUAAUGGCUUACAAGCUACCGAAAGGAAUGACAUGUACACAAUGUGUUAUACAAUGGAAGUAUCAUGCUGGAAAUAGUUGGGGUGUCGAUAGAGACACGGGAAAAUCUUGUCUAGGUUGUGGGGACCAAGAAGAGUUUUACGGCUGUGCUGAUGUAGCAAUAAAUGGCAGCGAUCAAGCACCUCAAACUACAACACCAAAACCUACACCUAGACCCACACAGCCACCCGUUGUAUACACCCAACCACCGCCUGUUGUGACACAAGGUCCAAGGGUUCAGACGACAACGCAACCACCGCUUACAACACCAAAGGAAUUCAUCGGAAUGAAGAUGUCUUGUAAAGGAAUUCACAACUGGGCCAAUGAUCCUAAUCUAGAUAAAUGGUGUACAGACAAUUGUGCUAUUGGAAAUUGUCCAGUCUACGCAUGUGACUGUUCCGGAAGUCAACAGCUUGUAACUGAUAAGCCAACGACGACGCAACGACCAACCACACCAAAACCUACCACUACAUCAACCACGCCUACUACUACAUCGACCACGCCUACUACUACAUCGACCACGUCCACAACUACAACGACCACACCUACAACUACAACAACUACGCCUAGACCAAAAACUUCUACGGGCCAUGUAAUCACAGAUAAGCCAAACCAACAGAUUGUUAACCGUGUUGAAUGUAAAGCAGUAAAUAACUGGGCAGGAAAUUCAUAUUUCGACAGAGUUUGUGCAGACUCAUGCGCUCGAGGAAACUGUCCACCAGAAUCGUGCAAAUGUGAUUUAGUUCAAAAAGUAAUCACACAGUCAACUACGACCACUCUUCUCCCUGAAACAACAAAGCCAGUGACGCAUGUCAGAAAAGUGUGCCGUGCUAAAGGUUCUUUUGCCGGAAAUGACGUUUUUGAUAUUUGGUGCACUAACGAAUGUAAUAGAGGCGUGUGUCCAAAAGCAAAUUGUGAAUGCACCGAAGCAGUAGUUCAGCCAACCACUACAACAACAACAACAACUAGAAAACCGGAUGUGACGUCAUUAGGCAAGUGCGUGUCAAGCGGAUCGGUCGGGAGCGGAGAUUACUGGGAUACUUGGUGCCAACAAUCCUGUGACAGGGGUGCUUGUGAAAGUGUAUACUGUAGAUGUGGUUUAUAAAUAGAUUGGAGAUGGAUUUUUGGAUUACAUUUGCAUUUUAUGUAAAAAAAAUCAGACACAAUGGUUGUUUUCUCAAUUGCAAAAUAUGCCUUUCUCCAAUGUCUUAUACAUAGUUUUUUUCCAGGAAACAUAACAAUUUAUUCUGAACAAAGUCUUCAAUGAAUUUACAGUUUAUUUUUUUAUUAAACCAUUCAAAGAAAAAUUAACAUUUGUUCUUCAAAAUGUUUUUAUCAUCAAUUCUGUGGGAUCACGUAUGUUUGCAAAAUGUAUUCCAUUUUUAAAGCCGGAACAACAAGCGUAGAAUUAUUUACAACUCUACAAGUUUGAAGAUAGUUAUGAAACACUUCCGUCCAAAGUAAUGGAUGUCUUUCGCUAGAUAAUGUCUUUUCUUUUUUUGUGUGUGUCAAAAUAAAAACAUUGUCCCAAA
Messenger RNA from Ruditapes philippinarum (Manila clam), 2240 nucleotides. Its product is annotated as mucin-2-like. The record is from RefSeq and is a predicted model, not a curated record. NCBI's taxonomy places the organism in Eukaryota, Metazoa, Mollusca, Bivalvia, Venerida, Veneridae. The coding region runs from base 203 to 1813 and encodes 536 amino acids. The transcript is spliced from 9 exons.